AUGUCUCAACUGAACCCCAUCGACCUCACCUCGGACCCGAUGACGAUUGACCCUCGGCCUCGUGUCCGUCCCCGCUCAGGCGACGAGCUCGAUGAGCUGUUCGAUUACCAGCCCGCUCUCAGCUCCGAGUCGGAGCUCAGUGAAGAUGACGAUGGUGAAUACGGCAAGGCAUCUCCUUCCAAGACACGUGCGAAAAAGAAGCCGUCCACCAGGGUGCUUGACCUCGGCUACGUACUCAAAGCUCCUCGAGCAGCUCAGCUUUCCACCAGGACCAUCGCCGAUAUGGUCAAGGACGAUGUGGUCGAUCUCGAGCCCGAGUAUCAGCGCGGCGUGGUAUGGCCCGCCGAAAAGCAAUCUGCCGUGAUCGAGUCGAUCAUGCGACAUUACUACGUCCCGCCCGUUCUGCUCUCUGUGCAGGCAGAAGAGGGCCCCGGGGGUGAGACCCUUUACGUAUGCAUCGACGGCAAGCAGCGUAUCUCGUCGAUCUGCGCCUUCCUCAACAACCAAAUUCCCGUCAAGGAGCCUUCGACGGGCCGCAGGUUCUGGUACAAGGAGGAUCUGUCCCUUGGCAAGACGCCAGCGCUGAGCCCGGCUCAGCGACGCAAGUUUGACAAUGAGCAGCUCACCAUUGUCGAGUUUGAAGGGCUCACCGACGAGACCGAGCGCGACAUGUUUAGUCGUGUUCAGAUGGGCGUUACGCUCUCGUCGGCUGAGAAGCUGGGUGCGCACCUGGGUCCUUGGCCCGAUUUCAUCCGCCAGAUGGUCAAAAGGUUCAUUGACCCAACGCCCUCGCUGGUCCACGACGAGGACGGCAAGAGCAUGCUGCUGGUCAGCCGCGGCAAGGACUACCUGUUCAUGGCUCAGAUUGCGCUGCUGAUCCUUAACGCCAACGUCGAGCAGUACGUGCCCUCGGCUCACACGAUCGACACAUUCCUCAAACAAAACGCCAAGAACGAUCCGCCGCGGUCGCUGCGUCAAAACAUGCAGCGCACGCUCGAACGCUAUGUGGCCCUCGCCAACCAUCGGCGCUACGGCGCAUGCAUCAAACCCGAAACCAGGCUCAACCGGCUCGGUCGCCCCGUGACCAAGCCGCUCUCGCCCGCCGAGUUUGUCUAUAUUGCGUUUUUGAUCUACCAGUUCCCCGAUGCGACGAUCUCGCAGCUAUUCCGUCUGGUGCAGGGGCUCAAGCAGGACGUGCGAUCGCAGUUCAAGGAUGUGCUGUUCAACUCGAACGUGGCUGGCGUCAUGCGUCGAUACAUCAGCCAGGCCAAGGUGACUCCCGAUGCCGAAUCGCUCGCAACUGCAGCAUCAGCCCCUAGCUCGCGCAAGCGCGGUCGAACCGAUGCGGGCGAUACCAGCGACGACGACGAUGGCGACGCCGACAUUCCACUUGCUGGUCGACGCAGAGCCGCCAAUGGUAGCAGCAGCAGCGGCGCGGCUGUGCUCGACAUCAAUCCGGACGCCGGCCUGUUCCGUGGAAACGCAGCUGAAAAUUCCCGAAACCCGCUCUCAAACAUGUCGCCUGCUCCGCCUCGUCGUUGA
This is a messenger RNA of Sporisorium graminicola, 1542 nucleotides long. RefSeq lists its product as uncharacterized. The record is from RefSeq and is a predicted model, not a curated record. Lineage: Eukaryota; Fungi; Basidiomycota; Ustilaginomycetes; Ustilaginales; Ustilaginaceae. The transcript has a single exon. Bases 1 to 1542 code for a protein of 513 amino acids.